AUGGCUAAACAGAGAGGAAGAAGAGAAAAAAAGACAGCAGUCAGAGAGCGAGGAGCGGGUGCUGAAGAUCCUGAGGCUGAGCUUUCCUAUGAGCAACACGAGGAUCAGGAAGUCGAAGAAGAGUCUAUUUCCUCCACAAAACAGCCAUCUGAGUUUUCAACUGUAUUCUUUGGCCUUGUGGAUUCUAGCGAGGUAGACUACUUCAAGCAAGCUGAAUCGACGCUCAAUGUGAAUGCAUUUGAAAACGACCAGGAGCGUAAUGGUUUCAUCGGGUCGGUGCUUGAGGAGUCCAGAGGUAAAGAACUAAAGCUCGUUACCAACCAGAUCUGCUCCAAGUUGAUGGAGAGACUUGUGCUCUUUGCUAGUGAUCGUCAGCUCAAACAUAUUUUCCACCUGUUUUUGAACCACUUUCCCGCCUUGGCACACCAUAAGUACUCAUCGCAUGUUAUAGAAACGCUUCUAGUACGAAGCGCAGCAUUAAUAGAGAAAGAGCUAGCACACAAUUAUGAGGAGGAGGAGCUCGCGGACUCAGAAGAAUUUGACAACGAGCAAGAUAAGUUCAUUGCAACCACUACGAUGGAGUCAAUGUUUAUCAAGAUGCUCCACCUGUUUGAGCCUUAUUGGCCUUCAAUGAUUGAGCACCAAUAUGCUUCACAUGUCAUGAGAAUAAUUGUACUCAUACUAUCCGGGAAGGAGUUGCCUUCAACCACAAUGGCGAACUCAACCUUGCGCUCAAAAAAGUCGAAAAUAGCUAGAAAGAUGAUUGAAAUAAAGGAUAACAGUGACUUCAACCGUGCAUUUGAGGUUCCCUCCUCGUUCAAAGACGAGCUUCGGAAAUCGAUAAAAAAAACUAUCGUCGGAUGGGACACAAAAAAAGCAAGAGAGAUGGCAAUCCACAAAAUAGCAUCACCUGUUCUCCAGCUUUUCAUCAGAGUCGAGGGUAUUGUUGAUAGAGAACGUUCACUCUGGCAUUUGAUCUUUCUAGGAGAAAAGGAAGGAAGAGAUUCCAAGGAGGAAGGCUUUGUAGAAUACCUCUUAUCAGACCCAGUCGGCUCGCAUUUCCUCGAGUCGGUCAUCAAGAAUGAUGGUGCCCGAAUGAAGUACAUUGAGAGACUUUACCGCUUGUACAUGAAAGAUCGUGUCUUGAAGUUGGCAAGAAGAUCGACAACAGGGGUUUACAUCAUACAAGCAUUGCUACUCAAGCUUAAGCCUGGUGAAGUUGAGCACAUCCUCGACGCAGUUAUCCCAGAGCUUGCAAACUUGAUAUCUAUUUCCGAGAAUCAAAAUAUUGAUUUGGCCAAGUCGGUUAUUGACGCAUCUAUCUCAAGAUACAACUAUAGAAGAGACGAGCUUAUAGAACAAUUUUUCAUCAAAUUUGCUCCAAAUUUCGAACCACAUGAACCAGAUGGUACCACCACCGAAUUCUUUGAGAACGUAUUGCAAUUAACGGGCUCCACAUUAGGUAACACCAGGGAUGAUUGGCCCACAGCUGAAGAGAGAAGAAGAUCCCUAUUUAUGGAGAAGCUCAUGGAAUACGACUACUCGUUCGUGAUUUGUGCCUGGUAUAACUGCAUCGCCCUCUCCAUCGAGAAGUUCGUACAAAUGUGCACUCAUGGUGUGUUUUCCCACGUCAUUGAGCAUGCCUUGACAGUGAAGCCAGCAACAGAUCCCGAAUCGAAAGACAUUCUCAUUUCAAGAAAAAAGUUUUUGAAUAUCUUUCUGGGUCAAAUAUUCACCUUGGCAUGCAAUUCGUAUGGAUCGCAUAUCGUUGAUAAAUUGUGGGAUUUUACUGUUCUUUUGCCUAUGUACAAGGACCGCAUUGCUUCUGAGCUCAAUUCAAAUUCUCAUAAGAUAAAAGAGAGCACUUAUGGUAGAUUAGUCUGGAAGAACUGGUCUAUGGAGUUGUUCACGCGUAAGAAGUUCGACUGGAAAAGACUUGUCAAGGAGCAAGAAGAGGCGUACUAUGCUGAUGGUGGCGAGGGAGCCAGCGAUAAGCCAGUGAAGGAAAAGAAGCCGAUUGACUUGAAGAUGGAAGAACUCUACAAAAAGCAAAUGGGUAACGACAAAAGGCCAGGAUCAGCUCUAUCUGGAUCAAAUCAAAAGAAAAUCAAGGUCAGGGGCCGUAAUAGGUAA
Molecule: messenger RNA, 2133 nt
Organism: Candidozyma auris
Lineage: Eukaryota; Fungi; Ascomycota; Pichiomycetes; Serinales; Metschnikowiaceae
Product: RNA-binding RNA processing protein NOP9
Exons: 1
Coding region: 1-2133 (710 amino acids)
Biological process (GO): endonucleolytic cleavage to generate mature 5'-end of SSU-rRNA from (SSU-rRNA, 5.8S rRNA, LSU-rRNA); ribosomal small subunit export from nucleus; endonucleolytic cleavage in ITS1 to separate SSU-rRNA from 5.8S rRNA and LSU-rRNA from tricistronic rRNA transcript (SSU-rRNA, 5.8S rRNA, LSU-rRNA)
Cellular component (GO): 90S preribosome; preribosome, small subunit precursor; nucleolus
Molecular function (GO): RNA binding
Source: RefSeq, a predicted model, not a curated record